Megalops cyprinoides (Indo-Pacific tarpon) is the source of this 1443-nucleotide messenger RNA. RefSeq names its product monocarboxylate transporter 4-like. Gene Ontology annotation, cellular component: membrane. Gene Ontology annotation, molecular function: monocarboxylic acid transmembrane transporter activity. Gene Ontology annotation, biological process: monocarboxylic acid transport; transmembrane transport. The transcript is spliced from 4 exons. The record is from RefSeq and is a predicted model, not a curated record. Bases 1 to 1443 code for a protein of 480 amino acids. NCBI's taxonomy places the organism in Eukaryota, Metazoa, Chordata, Actinopteri, Elopiformes, Megalopidae.
AUGGGAGGAGCGGUGCCAGAUGAGGUGUCAGGCGGGGCGAUGGCUCCAGAUGGAGGGUGGGGCUGGGCGGUCCUGGGGGGCUGCUUUGUCAUCACUGGCUUCUCCUACGCCUUCCCCAAAGCAGUCAGCGUUUUCUUCAAGGAGCUUAUCAGGGAGUUCGGCGUGGGUUACAGUGACACCGCCUGGAUCUCUUCCAUCCUGCUGGCUAUGCUCUAUGGGACAGGCCCUCUCUGCAGUGUGCUAGUGAACCGUUUUGGUUGUCGGCCAGUGAUGAUGGUGGGUGGUGUCUUCGCCUCCCUGGGGAUGAUCCUGGCUUCGUUUUCUUCCAGCAUCCUUCACAUUUACCUGUGCACCGGGAUCAUCACAGGUCUGGGUCUGGCCCUGAACUUCCAGCCCUCGCUCAUCAUGCUGAACCGCUAUUUCAGUGAGCGCCGGCCCCUGGCCAAUGGGCUGGCAGCAGCGGGGAGCCCGCUGGCUCUGUGCUGCCUGUCCCCUCUGGGCCAGCUCCUACAGGAUCACUACGGCUGGCGGGGGGGCUUCCUCAUCCUGGGGGGGAUGCUGCUCAACUGCUGCACCUGUGGGGCGCUCAUGAGGCCCCUGGCGCCCCGCUGCCGGGGCACCACAGCGGGGCAGGGGAGCGGACAGAGGUCGCGAGCCAAGCUGCUGGACCUCAGCGUGCUUAAGGACAGGGGCUUCCUGGUGUAUACAGUUGCUGCCGCAGUCAUGGUGCUGGGGCUCUUCGUGCCGCCAGUCUUUGUGGUCAGCUACGCCAAGGAGCUGGGCAACACAGACACCAAGUCAGCACUGCUGCUGUCCAUUUUGGGCUUCAUCGACAUCUUUGCGCGCCCAGCCUGCGGCGCAGUUGCAGGGCUGCAGCGGGUGCGACCGCAGUGUGUCUACCUCUUCAGCUUCGCCAUGGUCUUCAACGGUGCCACAGACCUGCUGGGCUCGCUGGCACAUGGCUACUCAACACUCGUGGUGUUCUGCAUUUUCUUUGGCAUCUCCUAUGGCAUGGUGGGCGCCCUGCAGUUUGAGGUGCUGAUGGCCGUCGUGGGCACUGACAAGUUCUCCAGCGCCAUCGGCCUGGUGCUGCUGAUGGAGGCGGUUGCCGUGUUGGUGGGGCCGCCCUCCGCAGGGAGGUUACUAGAUGCCACUGGGGAUUACAUGUAUGUGUUCCUGUUAGCCGGGAGUGAGGUGGUCCUGUCUGCCCUGCUGCUUGCAGCAGGCAAAUUUUUGUUUAUCGGGAGGAAGUCGCACAAUCCCGAGACAUCCGUGGAGGAGGAGCCACUGAACAAGGGGGCAAGGGGGGAGUGUCGGAAGUGGGACCUGUGGGAAAAUCGGCCAAUCAGCAUCCUGGUAGACUCCUGGGAGGUGGAGAGGUUCCUGAAAGAGGACACGCUGUGUAACGGCCACGCCAUUGCCAACCCAGAGACCCGCCUUUGA